This is a messenger RNA of Paracoccidioides brasiliensis Pb18, 291 nucleotides long. RefSeq lists its product as uncharacterized. The transcript has a single exon. The coding region runs from base 1 to 291 and encodes 96 amino acids. The record is from RefSeq and is a predicted model, not a curated record.
AUGUUUCAUUUAUCCAUCAGUGGGAUUCGACACGAACCCAUUGCAAUCGACCUCCUACACAUCCAAGAGGCACCAGAAGUUCUGGAUUACAUACAGGCAUUCUCCCAUGGCUUGCUAAUCAAAUUAUUUCCCAAACCGCUUUCUUUACAAGCUGGGAAAGUGGAGGCUCAGGAGUUCAAAAGAGCGGAGCUAAGCCUGACGAGCUUCGUUAUAUUGGCAUUAAUAUCACAACGGAAUGUGUGCGAAUUCGAACUCGCAGAUCACCAGAUAAAGUCUUUCCAUGGCAACUAA